CACAAUGAAAUCUCAUAACAAAGUAAUUUCACUUGAGAUUUUUGCCGAAACAGUGGCGCGUAAAAAUUUCAUCUGCUGGGAAUCCAUGCAGUAAUUCCAUUCAGAUAUUUUAAAAUAUAUACAUAUAUGUAUAAAUACAUUUUAAGCGAGAUUAGAUAAAGAAUGAGCAAGUCGCCAAAUUUGAAACCCAAACGUACUGGAAAGUUAGCCGGCAAGCCAUUGAAAGUUGCUCUAUCUUUUAGCAAAACAAGUCCCCAUAAAUCGCCCCAAGAGAGUGAAAAUGUCGGUGAUAAAACUAGCAAUAAAAUUUUGGGUAUCAGAUCUAUAAGUCCCAAGUCUUUAAGCAAAACACCCCCACUCCAUUCUUCAACACCUAAACCCACACGGAAUGCUGUUCCUACACCAGUGUCAUUCUCUGGUGUUCCUUAUCAACAGAAGUCUGGGCAACUGCAUUUAACAAAACAUUUGGUAGUUGUUUUGGAAAGAAUAAAAAUUCAAGAUUAUGUGCCGACAGAAGUUCGGAUUGGCCAACAUCUCAACAAGUCAGUUCUGAAGAAACGAAAGCCAGAAACGAAGAAGGCCAGCAUACCCUUACAAGAUGAAAGAGCUUUUGCGAGUCCUCAACAAGCAAGCAAGAAUAAUGGCAGAAAAGAAACACCAGUGAAAGGCAGUGAUGGCAGCAUUCUUACUACAAUCCCUUCAGAAGCAUUGAAAAAUUUUGGGUUGUUAAACCAACAAUCAAAACUAUCCUCUUCUAUGAGGUCGCCAACCAAAUCAGAUAAGUCUGUCAUUAUAGAGACACCUCCACGAACUUCAACAGCUUGCAGUUCAGUUGCUGACCAAUCAUUAACCCAUGAUGAAGUUUCCUCUGAUAAUUGUGAACCACCUGAUUAUUUAGGGAAUGUUCCAUCAGCGGCUGAUUUGGAUGUGGCAGAAGCUACUGUUCCAAUUCUUCUGCAAAACAAUGUUCUUGAACAAGAUAUUGCCCGACUCACCAAUGUUUCGGUUAGUAGCCAAGCGGAUCCGCUGGAAACCGCACCUCAGCUUCCUACGAUACAUACUUUAGGCUCAACAAUGGAGCAGGAGCAUAUUAGUAGUCACUGUGAUUACUUGUAUGGGUUGAAUGAAAGGGUGUAUUCAAAACCUGAUAUUUUCCAUCUAAAUGAACUUCAUUUCAGCAACUCUGACGUUCGGCGAAUCGCUCCCUAUUCCCUUAAACUACAUGAAGAAAAGUUCUUCCUGUAUGUAGCUCCUGUCAGCGAAAUUGGCGAGAAAUACUGCUGCUUAGUGUUUGGUGUUAUGGAUCACUACAUAGUUGCGUACAGUGGUCAUUUCGUUGUGGACAAAAGUCUUCUUUAUGAUCCAAUCAAGAAAGUCCCAGUGGAUGAUGUCAAGAUAACUGACUUCAAUUUGUGUCGUCAGCAUUUGGUUCUUUUAAAUGUGGCAAACAAAAAGCUGUUUCAAAUGGAAAAUUAUUACCCUAAGGCCAGACAUCCGUCUUAUUGUGAAACACAGCUUGCAUCGUCUGAGAUGUUAAUGUUUUCAAUUAAUCAAGUUCAACUCAAAGAGAGAGUGCGAAGCGAUAUUGCGCUCGAACAGCUAAAAGCUCAAAUAAUGGUUUUACCGGAAUUCAAGGAUGUAUUUAUGUAUUUUUUAAAGGCUGACCUUACUCGAUCGUGUGCUUUUCCAAUUCCCAUCCAAGGGAGCCACCAAAUUACCUCUUUUAUCUCCGAACCCAGAACGGAGCAAGUAUUCUUUGAAACAUGUUUGCCAAUAAACCAAAAUAGUCUUGAACGUAUCCUCGACAACUUGAAACCGGUUGGUGAUGUAAAAACGAAUUACAACGAUUUGGGAUCCCUGCAGCUCAGAUGUGCCACAGAAGCCGAAUUUUUUACAAUUUAUUAUGCGGCGUAUGAAGAACCUGGGUGUACGUCAUUCUAUCGGAAUGUGUUCCUGUUGGGUUAUGUAGAUAAACACUAUAUUGUAGGUGUCGUUGCCGAUAACAGCUUUUUCAUAAUGGCUACGAAGAGGUUGUAUAGCAGAAUUUGUCUUCCGUCUCCUGGAAUGCAACCUGUCACAUUUCGCCCUCAAAUGCUAGAAAUGAUUCAUCUCCCACUUUGGUUGCCCUACAAGCAGUCAAUUGUCAUGCUUGAAGCUCGUCAAAUAUUUCGUCAUUCCAGCAAAUAUCAAUAUGAAUACCAAGACAUUAUGGAAUCACUGAAAAUUUCGGAUUUUGAAUCACCUACAUCAAGGUUGGUCAAUGGAACGCAUUUGCCUACUCGACACCACCACAGUUCUUGGCUGGAAAAAGUGCUAAACGCGAAUUUUAGCUGGACUUUCCGCAAUUCACCGAAUGAGUUUCCGGUUCACCCGUCGAGCUCCAAGAAUCCGCUACUCUUGUGUGAAAGCGUGACAAAAUUGUGGCUGCAACAUUUAAUGCGCAACAUUCACGACAUUAAAGACUCAUCUUUGCGCCAUAUAAAUCCUAACGAGGCUUCGCUGAUAGAUUUCUUUACGCUUACUAUAAGAUCCUUCAUUUCUAGCUUUCUCCCGCUAUUUGGAAUGUCGAAUGAAAGCAACUUCCAAUGUUUGCGUCUGGGUCCGGAUGGUAUGCCCUCAGAAGUGUGUAUGGCAUCCUUGCCAGCUCAUCAAAUUGGAUUCCACAUUCAUCAAUGUCACACACAGCCCCUUUUAUGGGAUGACACCCCUCAGAAGCAUUUUACUUUCGUUCCAUUCACGCUAGUCUUCGCACAACAUGAAAGCCCUCCCUUGAGUGACUCAUGUGAUUUUAAUCGGCUCGCCUGGGCGCGCUCUCUUGUUGAGCGUUGGUAUAAAGGCUCGUCGUUAUCCUACCUCGAUUUUCUUCGAACGCUAGAAAAUAGUGAGGGAAAACCGUCUGUAAGUGAGCCUACAAUGGACGUCCGUGGUAGAGGACGUCAGAAAAAGAGGGGAAUAGGAAGAGACGAGAUUGCUCAACAACGUGUACCACAGAAACGCAAGCGUAAAUCUAAUGACAGCAACCACUUUAGCUCAAAGCGUGUUCUUCGUUCCUCGGACUCGGAUUCAAAUGUGUCUGAUUAACAAGUGCGUAUUCGGCCUAAACAUUUAAGUUCCAAGCAGCAGUCUAUUUAACAAAAUUUCAUUUCCCAAGUAAUUGUCUUUGCUUUUCUUUCUCCCCCGAUUGUUGUAACCGAGAGACGUGUUUAAACAAAUAUAAUCAACCCUGUAAAAACA
Molecule: messenger RNA, 3234 nt
Organism: Daphnia magna
Lineage: Eukaryota; Metazoa; Arthropoda; Branchiopoda; Diplostraca; Daphniidae
Exons: 8
Coding region: 163-3081 (972 amino acids)
Source: RefSeq, a predicted model, not a curated record